Symsagittifera roscoffensis is the source of this 1687-nucleotide messenger RNA. RefSeq names its product methionine--tRNA ligase, mitochondrial-like. The record is from RefSeq and is a predicted model, not a curated record. Gene Ontology annotation, biological process: methionyl-tRNA aminoacylation. Lineage: Eukaryota; Metazoa; Xenacoelomorpha; Acoela; Convolutidae. Gene Ontology annotation, molecular function: methionine-tRNA ligase activity; ATP binding. The transcript has a single exon. Bases 32 to 1672 code for a protein of 546 amino acids.
AGAUGUUAGUAUUGAUGACAGAGAGUAUGAAAUGAACGUAAGCAAGCAGUUUUUGCGCUAUGCAAGUAAAUGCUUCUCAGAACGUAUUAACCAUUUUGUCGUGACAACGCCCAUUUACUAUGUCAACUCUGCGCCACAUAUAGGGCAUGCUUAUACGUCGCUUCUAGCCGACAUCAUCACACGAUGGCAGAAAGUUAAAGAUUUAGAAGCCGUUAAUGUUUUCACUGCAACAGGAACCGAUGAGCACGGAAAUAAAAUCCUUCAAGCAGCAGCUAGAACUGAUCAUUCAGAUGUUAGAAUGUUUUGCGAUGAGCAAUCAGAGCUGUUUCUUUCUCUUCUAAACGAUCUCAACAUCAAUUAUGGUGCUUUCGUUCGAACUACCAGCGAAAGUCACAGACAGAAGGUAGAGAUGUUUUGGAAUAUUUUAAUGAAGAGGGGAGCAAUUGAGAAAGGGACAUACAAAGGUUGGUACUCUGUAAACGACGAAGAGUUUCUGGCUGAGAGAGAAACUGAAUUGAUCACGCGUAACGAUGGUGCACUAAUUCGUACAUCUAAAAGCAGUGGCCACGACGUGACGGAGAUUGAAGAAGUAAAUUACAUGUUCGAUUUGCACCCAUUCAAAGAUCAAAUUUUGGACCAUCUGAAUAAGGGAUGGGUACGACCAACUCAUUUCUCUGAAAUUGUAAGAGCAUGGAUUUCGGAUGAAUCAAUUAUGGAGCGAAAAUUGUCCGUGUCCCGACCAAGUUCUCGCUGUGAUUGGGGAAUUCAAGUCCCCGAUGAUCCAUCUCAGACUAUCUAUGUAUGGCUCGAUGCACUCGUCAGUUAUUUAACUGCCACUGACAAUAGGUUUGUAAACGGUUUUUGGCCUGCUGAUUUACAAAUAGUCGGCAAAGAUAUACUGAAAUUUCAUGCUGUUUAUUGGCCUUCAUUUCUAUUAGCGGCAGAGUACACGCUACCGAAACGAAUCCUCUGUCACUCUCAUUGGCUAAGCGAAGGUCAAAAGAUGUCGAAAUCAAAAGGAAAUGUAGUAGAUCCCUUCAAAUACCUUGGUAGCAACAAUUCGGAUUGCCUUCGUCUCUACCUAGUGGCUCAGAGUCAUCUUUCAAGGGACGGAAAUUUCAGUCAUCAAAAUUUUAUUGAGUUGAUUGAUUACUUUGCAAAUAGUUUCGGCAAUGCUGCCGGUAGAGUUAUGAACAAAAGAUGUCUUGAAGUUAUUGACUACAUGUACCCAUACCCAAGUGAUAUAAAUUUCGAGAAAGCCUUGUCUGUAUCAGGAAAACUGGUCGAAGAGUUAGAAUGUGUCAUCGAAAAAACUUAUAGAAACUACGAGGAGUAUGUUUUCAAUCCAGCCUGGGAAGACAUUUCAAAAGUUCUGCAUUUGCUGAACAAAUUUCUGCAAGACUCUAAAUUUUGGAAAAGUUUUGAUGACAUAAACUUUGUUAGCUCUGUUGUUUAUUUGACAUUUGAGUGUUUGCGUUGCUGUUCAAUUUUACUGUCGCCCAUUACGCCUCUUACCUCAUUUGAACUCUUGGAUCGCCUUUCAGUUCGACCCAAUGAGAUGGUGUAUCCAAAUUGUAAAAUGUACAUAUCUAAGAAUGAAGAUCCCCCUUGGUCUGGACGGACACUGAGGCCAGACAUAGUUCCUCUCGUUCGAAAAUUUUCAUUUGAAUAAAAGUAAUCAAAGCUG